CCAGACAUCCACAUCAACUGCACUUCCAACAUGGCGCGCAAAGGCAGUGCUCCGGCGAGCGAGCCUGUCGCUGUGGAGAUGGGCAAUCUGCCUCCGCCGACCUUCGAUCUCGAGAACUGGGCCAACAACUACGAAGGCACGCUGCUCGCCUUCCGCCUCGCACAUAUCGCAAUUCGAUGUCCCUCGCUCUCGCACCAAGCCCUCACCAUGGCCCUCGCCAAAGCUAAAGCCGGCCGAGACGUCCAACUCUACAAUCGCCUGACCGAGCUCGCUGGUAACCUUGGCCUGUCAGAUCUGGCUGGCGUGGAUGUGGAUUGGGCAUCGCAAAAGGACGAGGAGAAUCGACGGGAGCAGAGUCGUUUGGAGAGUGAGCUGAGGGGGUAUAAGAAUAACCUGAUCCGCGAAAGCAUUCGCAUGGGUCAAGAAGAUCUGGCCACACACCUGCUUGAGACCGGAGGGCCGAUCCCAGAUCCCUCAAAUCCGCAGUCAGUGAGCACUUCCGGUUACAAUGCGGCGUUUCAGGCAUUUGGAAAGAUGCGCGACUACUGCACCAUGCCCACGCACAUGAACAGCAUGUACCUGCGAUUGAUCUACACAUCGGUGCUGCAAGCAGUGCAGGCGCAGCUGAACGGCGGCUUGGCCAAUACACAAUUUGGAGGGCUUCUCGCCAACGCAACGCGGCUAAGGAAUAGCGGGAGCAAGGAAGAAGAGAUGAAGCAGGUAAUACCGAUCUACCACGUUGGCACGGGCAUCGCACACUUAGGGCACAGUGAGUACUAUCAGGCUGCAGCGGCGUUUCUGCAGACGCCCUUCGACUUCCACAACUCAGGAGUGGUACUGGGCCAGAACUUCGAGCGCACCGUGGCCAAUGCCAAUGAUGUUGCGAUUUACGGUGGGCUGUGCGCCCUGGCGACCAUGACCCGCGAUGAGCUUAUGGAGCGCGUGCUGGGAGGGCCGUUUCGAGCUUUCCUCGAACUGGAGCCGCACAUGCGCAAGGCCAUCACACUGUACACGACAGCCAAGUACCAAGCGUGCAUCGAGACACUGCGACGAUACUACAGUGAUUGGAGUAUGGACAUCUUCCUCGGCGCGAAAGCGAGCAACUACCCUGGCUCGCACGUCGACCAGCUGUUCGCCCACAUCCGCGAGUGCAGCAUCACUGCAUACUUUUCGCCCUUCUCCGAGGUCAGCCUCGCCGCGCUGGCCAACACCUUUCCCCCCAUUUCCAAUGCACCGAACGCUAUGGAGCUCGAAAUCCUGGGCAUGAUCCAGAGCGGAAGGCUCGAUGCAAGGCUGGAUGUCGUCAACGGUAUCCUGAUCGCUCCUCGAACGGAGAUCCGUGCCGCUACGCACCAUGAAGCGAAGAAGACCGCGGAAGAGGUGGAGCGAACACUGCUGUUGCGGCUGCACAAGGUCAACAUGGCUCUGGCGGGCUUGGAAAUACCAAAGGCUAAGGGUGGAUGGUCAGAGUAUCGAGGAGGUGGCUUCUAGCCAGCCACAUGCUCUGGGCAUGGAUAUGGGUUGUUUGAGUGUGCUUUUGCUUCCAUAAGACAUAGCGAGGCGUUCGGAGGGUGGGCAAUACCGGCAGUGGAGCAGAUGAGCUAGACGCUGCGGACCUCUAGAUGAUAUGCGAUUACGCGCUCAACGUAUGAAUAAUGAGUGAACGAAGGUCAAACGAGCAUCGUCUCUUGGGAGCGC
This is a messenger RNA of Cercospora beticola, 1698 nucleotides long. RefSeq lists its product as uncharacterized. Gene Ontology annotation, cellular component: COP9 signalosome. The record is from RefSeq and is a predicted model, not a curated record. NCBI's taxonomy places the organism in Eukaryota, Fungi, Ascomycota, Dothideomycetes, Mycosphaerellales, Mycosphaerellaceae.